GUGGGGAAGCUUGAGGGGAGGAGGCCCCGAGUUCUGAGGUUCAGGCCGAGGCUCUGAGUUGGGGUCCCCGACAGGGAGGCGUGCAGGGUUAAGCAUGGCCACCCGGCGUUUAACCGACGCUUUCUUGUUGUUGCGGAACAAUUCCAUCCAAAACCGGCAGCUGUUAGCCGAGCAAGUGAGUAGUUACACCUCCUCCACCUCCAGCCCUCUGCAUUCACGUAGCGUUGCUGCGGAGCUGGAUGAGCUUGCUGAUGAUCGUAUGGCACUGGUGUCGGGCAUCAGCCUAGAUCCAGAAGCAGCAAUUGGUGUAACAAAACGAUUACCUCCCAAAUGGGUUGAUGGAGUAGAUGAAAUACAAUAUGAUGUUGGCAGAAUUAAACAGAAGAUGAAAGAAUUAGCCAGUCUUCAUGACAAGCAUUUAAACAGGCCUACAUUGGAUGAUAGCAGUGAAGAAGAACAUGCCAUUGAAAUAACCACACAAGAAAUCACACAGCUCUUUCAUAGAUGUCAGAGAGCAGUGCAGGCCUUGCAAAGCAGAGCACGAAACUGUACUGAACAGGAAGAACGGGUCCUCCGAAAUGUAGUAUCCUCUUUAGCUCAGUCUCUUCAGGAAUUAUCCACUAAUUUUAGACAUGCACAAUCUGGCUAUCUCAAACGCAUGAAGAAUCGAGAGGAAAGAUCCCAGCAUUUUUUUGACACAUCAGUACCACUCAUGGAUGAUGGAGAGGAUAACACUCUUUAUGAUCGGGGUUUUACAGAUGACCAGUUAGUAUUGGUAGAACAAAAUACAUUAAUGGUUGAAGAGCGGGAACAAGAAAUUCGCCAGAUUGUACAGUCUAUUUCCGACCUAAAUGAAAUAUUUAGGGACUUAGGAGCAAUGAUUGUAGAACAAGGGACAGUCCUUGAUAGAAUUGACUAUAAUGUUGAACAAUCCUGUAUCAAAACUGAAGACGGUUUGAAACAGCUUCAAAAGGCAGAGCAGUAUCAAAAGAAGAACCGGAAGAUGCUUGUUAUUUUAAUUUUAUUUGUAAUAGUUAUUGUCCUUAUUGUUGUACUAGUUGGUGUAAAGUCACACUAGGUAACUCUCUGUGUGAGUGUGUGUGUAUGUGUGUGUAUGUGAAUUUUCCCAGUGUGAAUGAGUGGACCUUUAUUUCUAAAAGCUGCCUUUGAAUGUAUAACCCUCAGUGGUACAAGUCUGUGCAAUGUUUCCAUAGAUUCUUUUUCAUGAAUCAUGUUUCAGUGAUAGGAAUGGUUUAGUUUUUUCCAACAGAGAAUUUCAAGUCAAAUGAUGAUGCUACCAAAUAGAAAUUGAGUUCCGUAUCCAGACGUUUGCAGUAUUUUUUUAAAAUAGAAAAUAUGAGGGAUUGAAAGUUUACAAGCACAUGAAAAAGCUGUUAAAAUAUAUGUAUAUGCUAUUUUUAGCAGUCAUAUGUCUGAGUUGCAUGUUGAAAAUACAUUUGGAAAUUGAGGUUGGGAGGAGGUGAUUUUUUUUUUUUAAAACAAUGUGUUUUUAAAGUGAUUUGGAACCAAAAAGUAUGGUUGGAGGUCAAAUGCCUUAAACAGUGGAUUCUAAGUAUUUAACAUCCUUAUUUUCCUCCACAGAUUUUCCAUAUUAAAAUAAAUUAAGGCCUUUAAAAAUUUAGAAUUCAUUCCCCUUUAAUGUCAUAUAGUUUUCCAACAUUGCUAAUGAUCAGAUUAAUAAAGUUUGGAUACUAAGAAACAAUCAUGGAUACAAAUACAUUUAGUUGCUGGUUAAACAGCUUCAUGUAUUUAAAUGAAUUAGUCUAUGUGUGUCCUUCAUUUUAGAAUUUCUGCACUGUAUUUUUUUACUGUAAUCCACAUGGUGUUACUAUUUAUAGCUACCCAAGCUGAAAAUCUGAUGAUAUGAAUUAAAAUCAUAGUUAAAAGGAAGCUCCUCAGUUAUUCUUAUUCAUUCCAUUAUUUAAUAUACCUAUAGGAUGACUUUCAAAUCAGGAUCUCUUUAAUCAAUUAGCAGUUUAGCCCUGUUGCGUUACCAAAGUACAAUUCAACCAUAGAUCACUAACAGAACAUAUGCUAUCAGUGGUUAUUAACAGAGAGCUAGGUCCAUUUUAAAGUACUAUAAAAAUCUUGACUAAGACACUUUCUUAUCUAUGUGUGGCAGAUUUCUAAAGAAGGACUUCAUAGUUGUACUUACUUUUGUUGAUAUGGUGCUGUCAAAUACUACUGGAAUCAUAGAACAAUGUGAUGAGUGAUGACUUUGGAGAAUUAAAUUCUUCGUGUUCUAAUUGGUCCUGAAAUGACUGUACAAUUUUAAAGGUUUUCACCUAAUGGAAUAUUUAUAUGACUCUUAUUUAUUCUGUACUUAUUUUCUUAAAGGUUUAAAAACAGCAUAAUUCCAGUAGAGUUAGUUUUUUUUUUUAAACUAAUAACAUGAAAUGUUCUCCAUAGAAUUGACUUUGAAGUUAUUCCCAGAAAUUUAAACUCAGGUUCAGAGUGUAGUAAUAUUAUAUGUGUGACUAAAUCAUAAAAUUAGAUCUUAUAUUUAACAUUAUAAACCUUUGCCCCAUCCACUCCCAUUUCACUCCUGAAUUGUUUAUGGUUAUAGGCAACCACUCACUAGAUUGCCUUUUGACUGAGAUGACAAUAGAACACAUGUUGUACCUGACAUUCCAGGAAAUAGCAUCUUUUGAAAUGUGGCCAUGAUUCUUCCAUAAUUCUUCCUUGAUAGAUACCUUAUUUUGUUAUGGAAGAACUUUAGGGAACAAUUACCAUUAUCCCAAAACUUGGGGCUUCUUUCAAUUUCUAAAAUAACUAUUCUUUAUACCAGAUUGUUAGACAUGGUGUUUAAGGUGACCAUAGUUGAAAAUUCUGCUUUUGGACAUGAAACCAGUUUGAUGGAAAAUUCUUCUAAAAGAUACAGACCAUGAGAACAGUUUUGGGAAUACUUGUGGAACUUGUAUCUGUGUAUUCAUCUGUCUAUAAAGUCAAAUCACAGUAGUCUUUAAAGAAAAUAGCUCAUUUAAGAAAUAAAAACCAUUUAUUUUCAGAGAGUAGGAUUUUUCCCCCAAUAUGGAUCCACUAAGUAAUCAGGAUUUCCCUUUUUUAAAAUAUGCCUGAUGUGAGAGGGAGGGAAAGCCAUUUCCUUCUAUGAAACUAGGAUGAAAAGUAAAGUGUCAACUGCUUGAUUGCGUCUGGCUUCAGAAAGAGGUAAAAUAGUCACGUAGCAGGGAAUAAAUUAGAAUUUGGCCCCAAGAGCUACUGGGUUUCAUUGUAGGCAAAUGAAAAUAAAAUUUUUCCAGUAUACCCUGGACAUCAGAAUACUUUAUAUACUACUAAGCCUGUACUUGAGGAAAAAUUACUUACAAUUUGGGCAGUAAAAUAAAACUAUCUUGUACUAGUGAAUCAAAAUAAUAUUUUUUCCUGCAAAACGAGAUGGCAUUAAUCAUCUUUAUUACCUCUUGACAACCAUUUUCUGUAUUAAAAUUAGCCUAUCUAGUUUCUAGCUUCCAUGUUGAAGUUGGGCACAAUUGACUACCACAAAGAAUAAGACAUUCUUUUGCCUAGAAUUGAUUGAUUUCUUUUGGUUGGGAUUGAUGACAUAAAGGGUAUGCUUAUUCUGUCCUGUACCCAGCCUCAGGGUGAAAGCCUAAUUCAUUGCUUAGGGUAACUCAUCAGUUUCAUUGACUGGCACUUUGAAAGUUAAAGAAAAAUUGCAGGGGGGGGACCCAAAUGAUGUUUUGUUUGACUCUUAUGCAGUGUUGAUACUGAUACUUUCCAGGAUUGUAAAUGAAACUACUCUCCUUUUUGUGGUGUUACUGGUUACACCAUGCAGUGUAAAGCAGUAUGUUGCUCUGAUUUAACCUAUUUACAUCUUUCUCUACUAAUUGAGAGUCUUUAUUUGUCUUGAUACAAGUAUUUUUGAUGUUUUUAUCCUGGCUAAUGAUUUCUUAAAGGUAAUAAAACCCUUACAACUUGAUUGGUCAGAGAUGACUUUUUUUCCUUUAUGCUAAAAUAAAAUAAUUAAUGAAGCACUUGAUAUUUCCAAGAUUAAAUUUUUGUCUAUUUUUAUGAAUUUGCCAUUCCUGAGAGAGAUUUUGUACAAUAAAGCAAUCAUAGAGAUUA
Vombatus ursinus (common wombat) is the source of this 4104-nucleotide messenger RNA. It is a transcript of the gene STX16, whose product is annotated as syntaxin 16. Lineage: Eukaryota; Metazoa; Chordata; Mammalia; Diprotodontia; Vombatidae. The transcript is spliced from 9 exons. Gene Ontology annotation, molecular function: SNARE binding; SNAP receptor activity. Bases 95 to 1078 code for a protein of 327 amino acids. Gene Ontology annotation, cellular component: endomembrane system; membrane; SNARE complex. Gene Ontology annotation, biological process: vesicle-mediated transport; vesicle fusion; intracellular protein transport. The record is from RefSeq and is a predicted model, not a curated record.